Darwinula stevensoni is the source of this 1413-nucleotide messenger RNA. The record is from the annotation of a GenBank genome assembly. Lineage: Eukaryota; Metazoa; Arthropoda; Ostracoda; Podocopida; Darwinulidae.
AGUCUUGGAAGGAGUGCAGAAGGCGUCUCACCCCCUACAGGAUGGACUCGGCCAGGCCAUGCGCAUGAGCAGUGGAUAUUCACGGGUGGGGAUGCAGGGGGUGUGGGUCGUGCUCCGUGUGUGUGCGAGUGAGUGCGCCUUCUUCCCCCCCCUUAUUCUCUCGUAAGAAGGGAACACUAACACUCUAACCUAGGUAGUGUGACUCGGGGACUCGGCUUGACACAAUGGGUGAAAACAAUACUAACAACAAUCCUCACAGCAUAGCCGACUAUCUUGCACAGUUACUAAAAGACAAAAAGCAACUGGCUGCCCUCCCUAACGUCUUCCUGCACGUAGAGCGACUCCUGGACGAAGAGAUCGGCAAGGUGCGGGGGAACCUGUUUCAGAUCAAUGGGCACAAGCGAGAACCCUUGGUGCUGCCCGAGGGCCAGGGUGCCACGGUUACCCUCUCUGAAAAGGUCUAUGUCCCCAACAAGGAACAUCCGGACUUUAAUUUCGUGGGUCGGAUCCUGGGACCUAGGGGGAUGACGGCGAAGCAGCUGGAGCAGGAAACCGGCUGCAAAAUCAUGGUCAGGGGGAAAGGCUCCAUGAGAGACAAGAAGAAGGAGGAGAUGAAUCGGGGAAAGCCGAAUUGGGAGCAUCUGAACGAUGAUCUUCACGUCCUCAUCACAGUCGAAGAUUACGAGAACCGAGCCAAAGUCAAACUUCAACGGGCCGUCGAGGAGAUAAAGAAACUGCUCGUCCCAGCGGCUGAUGGAGAGGACGAGCUGAAGAAGAGGCAGCUGAUGGAAUUGGCCAUCAUCAAUGGUACUUACAGGGAUUCUUCUUCGAAGAACGCCAAUGGUGAGUUGGGUGGAAUGACGUUCAUGGGAUCUCAGUACGCCAUGCAGUGCCAAGAAAAAGCAGUUGACACCUACAGCUCCCUUGUGAGGCUCACAGCUUCCCUGGGUGCCAUGGUACUCAGGUUGAGAACCGCUGAUGGUGCUCCUCUCAUGUGUGCAGCCCUGGAUCUUCCUCGGCUGAUGGCACCACUGACGGGUCUGGGUGCAAGUCCCCUUCGGCAGGCAGUGAGCACCCCAUUGGGUGCCCCAUUGAUCCUCUCCUCAAGACUUCCAGUCCCAACAUCUGCUGCAGCCCUGCUCAAUGGCACAGGGGCAGGGAACCCAGGCCCACCCCCACUGAUCACAGCAGCAGGGCAUGGAGACACCUCUGGCCUCCUUUAUGCCCCAUAUACGGAUUAUGCCGGCUAUGCUGCCCUGGCUGCCUCUCCGCUCCUCGCCGAAUACGCUGCAGCUGCUGCUGCCGACCACGCUGGUGGGUUGUUUGCGCGAUAGGUGUGCAUCAGGUGGACACUGAUGGUUUUCUUUCCCCCCCCCCCCCCCCCCUCCUCCCCACAUCCAAAAAGAAAAAAAA